CAUAUGUGAAAUUAUUUCUCUUUUCUAAAAAUUUUCUGAUGAAAUAAAAAUUGAUUUUUACAAGUAAAAAUUUGACAUUACGUUACCUGAUAAUUGUAAACUAUAAAACACAGAAAAUAAUUUAGAAGAGUUUUCAAUUGGUGAAACUAAAUAUAUCAUAUUGUGUAUUUAAAUAUUCGAAUUAGUAAAAUAUAUAACUAUUAGUUAAAGGUCCAAAAUCUUGGAAAUCUCAAAUUCAUACACACACACACACACACGGAGAGAGAGAGAGAGAGAGAGAGAAAUUAAAAACAAACAUUUGUUCUUGAUGUAAGGCUUAUUCUUUUUCCAUACUCCAGGACCGAACUUCUUGCAUGGUUCACCUUUCCUCUUUUUCUUCACAUUGAAGAAAAAAAAGAAAAGAAAAACCAUGCAAAAAGUUCUAGAAUGUGAAGAAAGAACAAACCUAUAACCUUGACUCAAUUCCAAUAUAAUUUUCAACCAAAUUUGUAUAAUAACUUUCAGACAUCUUUUCAGAAAGACAUUUAAACUUGAAGAUGUCCUUUGAUAAAGUCUAAAGACAUCUCAACUCAAUUUCAAUACGCAUGUCUUCUCGCAGAAAUAAAAUCUGUUGAAACUUUUGCCGCCGUGCAUACGUAAGCAUAUGCUCGUACGCAUGCGUCACCUUGGAGCAAGGUGACCACUACCUCUUGCACUGGCAGCGCUCAUCAUUCGCCUUUGGCGAGCCGCUUGUGUCACUUCUUACCAGUCGGUUGUGCGUUAUAAUAUUGCAGCUUGUAAUCUUUGCCAAUUAAAAUCCAAAUCGUCAUGUCAAUACCGAACAGCGAUCAUGAGAAAAGGAAGCAGAUCUCGGUGCGUGGCAUCGUUGACGUCGAGAACGUCGGAAACUUUAAGAAGACCUUCAACAGGCAUCUCCACUACACCCUAGUGAAGGAUCGCAAUGUCGCCACGAGCCGCGAUUACUAUUUCGCCCUGGCUCAUAGCGUCAAGGACAAUCUCGUGUCACGAUGGAUUCGCACUCAACAGUACUAUUACGAGAAAGAUCCCAAGAGAGUGUAUUAUCUGUCCUUGGAAUAUUAUAUGGGAAGAUCGCUACAAAAUACGAUGAUCAAUUUAGGAAUACAGGGAGCCUGCGACGAAGCUAUGUAUCAGAUGGGUUUAGAUAUAGAAGAACUGGAAGAACUCGAGGAAGAUGCCGGACUCGGCAAUGGAGGACUUGGUCGUCUAGCUGCUUGCUUUUUGGACAGUAUGGCCACGUUAGGUUUAGCGGCUUACGGAUACGGUAUACGUUACGAGUACGGUAUAUUCGCACAGAAAAUAAAGAACGGCGAGCAGAUAGAGGAGCCCGACGACUGGCUCAGAUAUGGCAACCCCUGGGAGAAAGCUCGGCCAGAAUUCAUGCUGCCGGUGAACUUUUAUGGCCACGUGAUUGACACCCCGGAGGGAAAAAAGUGGGUGAAUACGCAGGUCAUUUUUGCCAUGCCUUAUGAUAGUCCAAUUCCCGGUUACAAGAAUAAUGUUGUUAAUACAUUAAGGCUGUGGUCCGCAAAAUCACCCACAGAAUUUAAUUUGAAAUUCUUUAACGACGGUGACUAUAUACAAGCUGUGAUUGAUCGUAAUCUGGCGGAGAAUAUCUCCAGAGUUCUUUAUCCCAAUGACAAUUUCUUCGAAGGCAAGGAGCUUAGGUUGAAGCAAGAAUAUUUUAUGGUAGCCGCUACUCUGCAAGACAUUAUCCGAAGAUACAAGUCUAGCAAAUUCGGUUCGAGGGAGCAUCAUAGAACAGACUUCGCAGCUUUCCCCGAUAAAGUAGCUAUUCAACUCAACGACACGCAUCCUUCUCUAGCUAUUCCCGAGCUAAUGAGAAUCCUCAUCGAUGUCGAAAAACUUUCUUGGAAAGAGGCUUGGAACAUUACGACGCGUACAUGCGCUUAUACAAAUCAUACGGUUCUUCCCGAAGCAUUAGAGAGAUGGCCCACCAGUAUGUUGGAGAGCAUUCUCCCGAGACAUCUGCAAAUCAUUUACGAGAUAAAUCAUCUACACCUUCAAGCGGUAGGAGCCAAAUGGCCUGGCAAUGUAGAUCGCAUUCGUCGAAUGUCCUUAAUAGAAGAGGAAGGCGAAAAGAGAGUCAAUAUGGCUCAUCUAUCGAUUGUCGGUAGUCAUGUUAUAAACGGAGUCGCUCGCCUCCAUUCAGAAAUUCUCAAAGAGAGUGUCUUCCGAGACUUUUAUGAAUUAACACCAGAGAAAUUUCAAAACAAGACGAACGGUAUCACACCAAGAAGAUGGCUACUGCUUUGCAAUCCAAAUCUGUCCGAUAUAAUCGAAGAGAAAAUCGGUAGCGAAUGGACAGUUCAUCUGGAACAAUUGGAACAAUUAAAGAAGUGGGCAAAAGAUCCGGUAUUCCAACGUAACGUUGUCAAAAUCAAACAGGAAAACAAAUUGCGAUUAGCUCAAAUAUUAGAAAAAGAAUAUGGUGUUCAAAUUAAUCCAGCAUCUAUAUUUGAUAUCCAGGUGAAACGUAUACACGAGUACAAGCGACAAUUGUUGAAUUGCUUACAUGUCAUUACUUUGUACAAUCGAAUAAAAAAGGAUCCGUCCGGUCAUUUUGUUCCACGUACCGUAAUGAUAGGCGGUAAGGCAGCGCCGGGUUAUCAUCUAGCGAAGAAGAUUAUCAAGCUUAUUUGCAGUGUCGCUAAUGUCGUCAAUAAUGAUCCGAUUAUCGGCGACAAACUCAAAUUAAUCUUUCUUGAAAAUUAUCGAGUAACCUUGGCUGAAAAGAUCAUACCAGCAGCGGAUCUGAGCGAGCAAAUUUCGACCGCUGGCACCGAAGCGUCUGGCACCGGCAACAUGAAGUUCAUGUUGAACGGUGCGUUAACCAUUGGUACCUUGGAUGGUGCAAAUGUAGAAAUGGCGGAGGAAAUGGGUAACGAAAAUAUUUUCAUUUUCGGUAUGACGGUAGAGGAAGUGGAGGCUUUGAAAAAAAGAGGCUACAAUGCAUAUGAUUAUUAUAACAAACUACCGGAAGCUAAACAGUGUAUCGAUCAAAUCCAAGAAGGAUUCUUUAGCCCAAACAAUCCCGAUGAAUUCCGAGAUAUCGCUGAUGUGUUGCUCAAAUGGGAUAGAUUCCUACUUUUGGCUGAUUACGAGAGUUAUAUAAACAUGCAGGAUUAUGUCAGUAAAGUCUAUCAGGAUGAGAAUAAGUGGGUAGAGAUGGCUAUUCAUAACAUAGCAUCGUCGGGGAAAUUCUCAUCGGAUCGUACAAUUGCGGAAUACGCACGCGAGAUUUGGGGCGUCGAACCGAAUUGGCAGAAACUCCCGGAUCCACAUGAGCCUCGAGAUAUUUAAGCAAAUCACGCCAUGACUUUUUUUCCAUAAAAUAUUUCAAUACUCGUCCGUUAUCUUUUGUGUUACUAACAAUCUCCUCUUGUCAUGAACGAUGUUCAUGAGGAUAACCAACGCCACAAUUAUCACAAUUGUACAAAACAGUAGGAAUUAUUAGAUGUAAGAAGUAUACAUUUUGAUUAUCUCUUACAAUGUUCUAUAAAUAUUUGUUUAAAAAAAAACGAGGACUUUUUAAAUGUUACCUAAAAAUGUGGCGCAGGUACUAAAAUUUUUUUAUAUUAAGCUUUUUCAUGACGGUGAAACUACACAAUGUUACUCGAAUUAUUAAAGUAUUUUUCUUCUUUCUACGUAUAAAAUUAAAAGAAAGAUUUAUUGCAUAACGUAACGUUUGUCUAGAUUAACACAACGUCUUUUCCAAUUAUCAUAAUUUGAUGAGUGAAAAUUUUAUGAAUUAAAUUAUAAAUUAAAUUAGUUGUGAAUUAAAAUUGAAGAUUGGAUGAGUUUAUAUGACACGAUAUACCAUGUUACAAUACACAUUCGGAUGCUAGAGGUAAUUUGAAUAUAAUUUUAUUUAAAUUUAAUUUUUAUUGGCAACAUCUAUAUUUUAGUAUACAGAAAUUCUUUUACAUAAUGGCAAUUAAAUGGUCAAAAUUAAUAAAAAUACUAUUUGUGUUAAUCUAAAAGGAAUUUUUUUUUAAGUUAUGAUUUUACGAUAUGACGUUACAAAUUUUCCUGCAACAUGUCUUCCGUACGAGAUGAUUACACAAAUAUAAAUAAUAUAUAAAUAAUAUAUUUCGGAUAUUAACUCAUCUCUAAUUACGUUCGAUUUAUUUGCAAUCGUGUAUAACUUUUUUUAAAAAUAAUGGAUGAAAACGCUUUUUCAAAUGUAACAUAUUCUUAAUCUCUAUAAGUAAAAAUAAAGGAAUUCAAUGAAUCA
Molecule: messenger RNA, 4276 nt
Organism: Solenopsis invicta (red fire ant)
Lineage: Eukaryota; Metazoa; Arthropoda; Insecta; Hymenoptera; Formicidae
Gene: Glyp
Product: glycogen phosphorylase
Exons: 11
Coding region: 808-3342 (844 amino acids)
Biological process (GO): glycogen catabolic process
Cellular component (GO): cytoplasm
Molecular function (GO): pyridoxal phosphate binding; glycogen phosphorylase activity
Source: RefSeq, a predicted model, not a curated record